This is a messenger RNA of Fusarium pseudograminearum CS3096, 510 nucleotides long. RefSeq lists its product as uncharacterized. NCBI's taxonomy places the organism in Eukaryota, Fungi, Ascomycota, Sordariomycetes, Hypocreales, Nectriaceae. Bases 1 to 510 code for a protein of 169 amino acids. The record is from RefSeq and is a predicted model, not a curated record. The transcript has a single exon.
AUGGUUGAAUAUGCAGAACAAGGUAAUAAGCUAAGGACGCACAGGGACGUGCCACCCUACCUUCUCGACAUGAUCUACGAGAAGGAAGGACUAGACGGGGAGCGGAGAGCGAAGCAAAAAGCGGCCAGCUCAGAGAGUAAUCGUCCAAUCAAGAUCGUAAAUGUCUUGCCCUCACCCUAUAGCCAUCCUGCUGCGGAAGGGUGUACCCCACCAUUAUCUAAUUCUAGCAUCGUUUCAACAACGUCGGUAGUGGACCUAACAGAUCUGGUCAUCCCGAAACCGAUCGACAGGGCCGUAGAUGAUUAUACCGAAUGGCUCUGUGACCAGGUUGAGGACAAAAACUGGAAAGCAGGCUUUCGCAGCGCGGGUAGCAUCACGAAGGCCGAUUGCCUUGACCUAAGGCACGUCUAUCAAGAUCGGGACAUCGGCUAUCACGUCAACCAAGGCGUCAAGGCAGGCAUCGCCAGGUCGUUCGUCCAAGACAUCAAGACGUGGGCUAACAGUCUGUGA